This is a messenger RNA of Effrenium voratum, 1483 nucleotides long. Lineage: Eukaryota; Dinophyceae; Suessiales; Symbiodiniaceae. The record is from the annotation of a GenBank genome assembly.
AGCCACCUGUCUCCAGAACCGCGUUUCAAGCCACAGAGCUGAAGCCAUGGACCUGCAAGAAGCCUUUGAGAAGCUUCAGCCAUGCCUGGACUCCGGGACACGAAUCUUCCUGCUGCUUGUGUUGCUCCCGUUUUUGUUGCCCAUCUUCCUGGUCCUCGCUGCUUGCACAGCGGCCUGGGCGGUGAUAUUCAGACUCUUCAGGGCGGAAUAUGACAUCACCAUUCCUCGGGAAUCCUUGCCGCCCCCUGACACUGCUACGGUCACUACCAGAGAUGGCGUUUUACUCAACUACCACAAAGCGGUGGUGCGCUCCGAGGAUGGAAGUAUGCCAACUACGGAUGAUCCCAAAGUGGUCCUAUUUUGCAACCCCUUGGGUCAGAAAGGCCUGGGCAAUUGGGGCGGAGCAUUAGCUGCCAUUGCCCAGAUUUGGGGCCCCGGCACGAUCCUCAUUUGUUGGGAUUACCGUGGCUUCUUCGAGUCAGAGAAUCCCAAGCGCCCCAGGAUGGUGGACGUGCGCAACCAUGCGGAAGAUGGCCUAGUUGUUCUGAAGGAAGUUGUUGGUGACAAAGCAGCAACUCUGGUCGUUGGGCACAGUAUGGGCGUCCAAGUUGCGCUGGAAUUCACGCUCCUCUAUCCUGAGAAAGUUGGAUCUAUGAUCCUCUUGAAUGGAACGUAUGGCCAUGCGCUGCAGACGGCGCUUCAGCCGAUCCUCAGACUGCCAUACGUGGGCAGCUUGCUAAGCAGCAUCAUCCAAUGGCUCUUGGCCAGGGGGCACGAAGAGAUCCUGGAAAUGAUUCGCAGAUUCUGCGAGCCAUUCAUCGGCAUCCUCUUUUACAUGCUGACGCUUCUCUUUGGCAGCAGAUCUUUGCAAAGGUAUUACGGCAAAGAUUAUAUGCUUCGUUCAUGGCAGCAAUAUUUAGGCGGCAUUUGCUCGAAUUCCAAGAGUAUGAAGGCCUUCUUGCGGGGGUUCCAAGACUUGGACGCUCACUCGACUGGUCAUCUUUUGGAUCAGAUCAGUCAUCCCACCCUGCUGAUUGCCGGAUUUUGGGAUUUCCUCACCCCGCCGCACACCAUGAUGGUGAUGAAAAGGAACAUGGCCAAUGCGCGACUCAUCCUCGAUGCCUUUUCGGGUCACUUCAGCGCAAUGGAACAUCCCGAGCUGGUCAUGGCAGAGAUUGCCAAGUUCAUUGCAGACCUUCCGAAGUUUAAACGACGCACCUUGUCAGAGUUCGAAAGGCCGGUCAAGAUGUGAUGCACGUGCACAGACGAUGUGACGUGGGCCAAACUGUGUACUUUUGCUGUGGUUGUAAAACUGCAGAUGUGACGAAACUGGACCUGCAAUAUUGCAGGUAUCCACGAUUCAUUGCGAUCCCACCGCAAUCUAGCGGGCUGUGCUUGACAGCCCUUUGACACGUGAAACAAGCUGGACAUCUGGACAGCGAUUGAUUUGAACAUCGACUUCACAUGGCUUCACACCGUAGAA